UCGGCCGAGUAGCCUUGUUUUAUUCGUCGUCGGGCGCUGGCAAAACGUUCGGUUUCUGCUCGCAACCGUCAGUUGCUCGGCGAAGUUAAGAUUGACAUUACGUUGACGUUAGCGUACAUGCGCUGUGUUUGUUUAUUUCGAGAUGUCAUCUAAAAUAAUGAACGAUAAUUUUCAAAACGACACUAAAUUGAACGGUUUGAGUGGCACAUUCGGUGAUAAAACAUUAGUUCCAUUGAACGCUAGGUAUAGGUCUAAAAGUUUGUCUAGUGAUAAGUUGAACCAAACAAAUGCAGAUCGAGCUGCGAUCUUGGAAGAUGUGGAGGCACAGUACGUGACGGAUAAAUCUGAAACCCCCAGCUGUCUAAUCAAGAACAAAAUUAUGAAUCAAGGUUCACAGACGAUAAACAACUUCAAAGAUGGAAAGGCGUCGUACGGCACUGGCACAGGCACGCCAGCACGAGGCCGCCGCGUCAUCUAUUGCGUGCAUGGCAACCCUAGCACCGGCUGCUGUGCGGUCAUCGAGCGCACAGAGACGGACCCUGAAGGCUCAGGCCACCGCAACGGCAGCAUCACUGAUGCCGAUAGACAUUGCCAUAGAUCUCGGAACGAAGACAUAGACAAACGAGCGCGGAGAAAACUCAUCAUCGCGAGUAUACUCUGCGUUAUAUUUAUGAUAGGAGAAAUUGUCGGUGGGUACAUAUCAAACAGCCUGGCGAUAGCGACGGACGCGGCGCAUUUACUCACAGACUUCGCGAGUUUUAUGAUCUCACUGUUCUCGCUGUGGGUCGCCAGCAGGCCAGCGACAAGAAAGAUGUCGUUCGGUUGGUACCGCGCGGAGGUGAUAGGUGCGCUGACGUCGGUGCUGCUGAUCUGGGUGGUGACCGGCGUGCUGGUGUACAUGGCGGUGCAGCGCGUCAUAUACAACACCUUCGAGAUUGAUGCCACCGUUAUGCUCAUCACCUCCGCAGUCGGUGUUGCAGUUAACCUUAUAAUGGGUCUGACGCUGCACCAGCACGGACACUCGCACGGUGGGCACGGGCACACACACGGCGGCACCAACCCCGUACUUAACAAUAAGGAGAGGAAUACGGACUCUGACGCGGAGAGUGCGUCCUCGCACGCGGUGGGGGCGGGGGCGGGGGCGGGGGCGGGGGCGCACGGCCACGCCCACACCGAGAACAUCAACGUGCGCGCCGCCUUCAUACACGUGCUCGGGGACUUCCUGCAGAGCUUCGGCGUGCUCGUCGCCGCGCUCGUCAUAUACUUCAAGCCGGAGUGGAACCUGGUGGACCCGAUCUGCACAUUCUUGUUCUCCGUGCUGGUGCUCAUCACCACCUUCAACAUCAUCAAGGACACGCUGCUGGUGCUGAUGGAGGGCUCCCCGCGAGGACUCGACUUCCAGGAGGUGGCCAACACGUUCCUGUCGCUGCCGGGUGUGCAGCGCGUGCACAACCUGCGCAUGUGGGCGCUCUCGCUAGACAAGACCGCGCUCUCCGCGCACCUCGCCAUACGCAGCGGCGUCAGCCCGCAGAAGGUUCUAGAAGAGGCGACACGGCUGGUGCACGAGAAGUACAACUUCUUCGAGAUGACGCUGCAGAUCGAGGAGUUCAGCGACGGCAUGGAGGACUGCAGCCAGUGCAGGAUGCCGCAGGCGUAGCUUCCAUACAUACUAAGGUUACUAAACAGUUUCCACAGAGUAGUUAAUAACAGAGGCAUCAUCAAAUAAAAUUCUGCACUUAUGAAGGAACAGACAUUUGUAUAGAGUACUGUUGCUCGCGACUUUACCUGCCUUAAA
Papilio polytes (common Mormon) is the source of this 1795-nucleotide messenger RNA. RefSeq names its product zinc transporter 2-like. Gene Ontology annotation, molecular function: zinc ion transmembrane transporter activity. The transcript is spliced from 10 exons. The record is from RefSeq and is a predicted model, not a curated record. Gene Ontology annotation, cellular component: plasma membrane. Gene Ontology annotation, biological process: zinc ion transmembrane transport; response to zinc ion. Lineage: Eukaryota; Metazoa; Arthropoda; Insecta; Lepidoptera; Papilionidae. The coding region runs from base 143 to 1657 and encodes 504 amino acids.